Molecule: messenger RNA, 859 nt
Organism: Panicum virgatum (switchgrass)
Lineage: Eukaryota; Viridiplantae; Streptophyta; Magnoliopsida; Poales; Poaceae
Exons: 2
Coding region: 1-777 (258 amino acids)
Source: RefSeq, a predicted model, not a curated record
AUGGGGGGGCUCGACAAGGUGGUCGCCGUGGACAACGCGGCCCGCAGCGUCAUCUGCGACCCCAUCCUGCCCCCCAUCGUCCGUGCCCUGCCGAGCUUGUCCUCUCCCAAGUUCGAGCCCUUCUCUCUCACCGUCGGCGACAGCCUCUACGUCAUGGACGCGGUCCCCAGGCCGCCCAACGGUUGCGCUUCAAGUGCAAGGGCUGGCACUGGAGUCCUCUCGACCCUCCUCCCCAUGUGUACGAUGACGAUCACCUCCCCGCCCCCCCCCCCCCCCCUCGAUUCCUACGCGGUGGUCGCCGGCGGCGCGGGCAUCGCCGUGUCCAACAACGCCAGCGCGCAGACCUUCCGCUUCGACACGGCGGGCAGGACGUGGAGCGAGGCCGGCGACUGGGUGCUGCCCUUCACCCGUCUCGCCGACUACGUCCCCGAGCACAAGCUCUGGUUCGGGAUCUCACCCGCCGAGGACGGCCACCGCUUCUGCGCCGCCAACCUCGCGGCGUCGCCCGUGGUGCACGGGCUCUGGAAGGAGUACGCCCAGCCUCCCCCGGAGUGGAGCGUUGCGGAGGCCUACGCCGUGCACCUGGGCUCCUCCAGGUUCUUCUCGAUUGGUGAGAUCCGCGUGGAGACCCAUGAUUGCUACAAGGUGGAGGGUGAGCUCCAGGCCGUGGUCACCGGCGUCGAGGUCCAGCGUUGCGGUGAGGAGCUCCGUGUGCUCAAGCACAAGUCUGAACGUUACGAGCUAGCCCUCAAUGUCGACUACCGGGUACUCUGCUAAGUCAUCUAUCGUCAGUUGCCUGCUGUUCUAUACAAUAGCUAGUAGAGCAACGCAAUGCAAUGCAUGCAGAGUUGUCAUCUCA